Vigna unguiculata (cowpea) is the source of this 1935-nucleotide messenger RNA. Its product is annotated as arogenate dehydratase/prephenate dehydratase 1, chloroplastic-like. NCBI's taxonomy places the organism in Eukaryota, Viridiplantae, Streptophyta, Magnoliopsida, Fabales, Fabaceae. The record is from RefSeq and is a predicted model, not a curated record. Gene Ontology annotation, biological process: L-phenylalanine biosynthetic process. Gene Ontology annotation, cellular component: cytoplasm; chloroplast. Gene Ontology annotation, molecular function: arogenate dehydratase activity; prephenate dehydratase activity.
UUCAUAGUUUGAAAAACUUGCACCAGAUUUUAUGAAUUAGAAUAUUGUUGAGUCUCUGAGGAACCUCAGGUUCAUUGUUUGGUUCAAGCCAUUCCUUCUGGUAAUUCUUGCACAUCACAUUUUUGUGAUGGUUUUGGGUGUGAGGAAGCACACUUCAACUGUUGAUAACCGUUGACCUCCAUGGCUGUUACAAAUACAACAUCUCUUGUGGUUGCUGGGCUCCCAGGUUCUCAACUUGGGUGUCACAAUUUGAGGAACAGACAGCAUUCUCUUACACUGAGUUGGGAAAAACAUCUGAAGUGUGCACACAAAUGGGGUGGGAUGUGUGUUGGUCGAACCACGAGGAUUUGGGGGGUUGAGAAUCCAUGGAAGCCGAUGAAGGUAGUGAUGCAGGUCGUUGAUCACCAUCCAAUGGACGGUGAUGUUUCUCGUGGAGUGCAUAAAGAUUUGGUCGCCCUUCCAAAGCCAUUAACCAUAUCGGAUAUUGUGGCUGCUUCUGAUGCUGAUGCUAAAGUACGAAUAUCGUAUAAGGGGAUGCCAGGAUCAUACAGUGAGGAUGCUGCACUCAAAGCUUACCCCAACUGCGAAACGGUUUCAUGCAAUGACUUUGAAGAAGCUUUUAAGGCUGUUGAGUUAUGGUUGGCUGACAAGGUUAUUCUUCCAAUAGAAAAUACAUCUGGGGGGAGCCUUCAUCGGAACUAUGAUUUACUUCUGCGCCAUAGGCUUCACAUUGUUGGUGAGGUGCAGAUGAGUACUAAUCUCUCCCUUCUAGCUCUGCCUGGUGUCAGAACAGAGUACCUAAAACGGGUUCUAAGUCAUUCUCAGGCACUUGAAUUGAGUGAUGAUUUCUUAACUAAAUUAGGGGUUGCCAGAGAAAAUGUUGACGAUACAGCUGGUGCUGCUCAGAUAAUAGCUUCAAAUGGCCUACAUGAUGCUGGUGCAAUUGCAAGCAUUCGAGCUGCAGAGAUCUAUGGACUUAAUGUACUUGCAGAACGAAUCCAAGACGAUUAUGAAAUCAUCAGUCGGUAUCUUGUGCUUGCAAGGGAUCCAAUAAUCCCAAAAGCUGAUAAGCCCUUCAAGACAAGUAUUGUGUUUACGCUGAAUGAAGGUCCUGGAGUACUGUUUAAAGCUUUGGCAGUAUUUGCCUUGAGGGACAUAAAUUUAUCCAAGAUUGAAAGCCGCCCACAAAGAAAUCGACCACUAAGAGUUGUUGAUGACUCCAACACGGGAACUGCCAAGUAUUUCGAUUACCUUUUCUAUAUUGAUUUUGAGGCAUCUAUGACUGAGCCUCGAGCACAAACUGCUUUAGCACAUUUGCAGGAAUUUGCCACAUUUCUUCGGGUACUGGGUUGCUAUCCCAUAGACACAACCACAUUAUAGUUAUCUGCUUUUCUAUUGGUGAGUUUUCAUUGAAUUCAAUCAUAUCCAAGCCUGAAACUUGGAAGAGGAUUUGGAGAUAGAGAUACUUUCUUGUCACAGUAAAAUAAGAGCUCUCAGAUGGUAAAAAGUGUAAUCUAUGAUAGCAAUUUUUUAUCCUCCUUACCUUAGACAGUGCCAUUAGUUCAUCUACUCAAUGAAGAGAUCUUCAUAAAGAAUAAAGAGGUAAAUUAGGUUUUGGCCAAAUAUGUAGUUUUCUCUCUAAUGUAAUAAGAUCAUGUUUGGUUCAUCUCUUGAAUUUCUGCACAAGUUAACAUCUUCCACCCACCAAGUUUGUGUUGAGGUUAUAUUUUCUGCAUAUAUUCAAAAUAUUCUUGUUGAAAGUGCCUCUAGCCAAAUGUGUAGCUUUCGGUCAAACCCAACAGAAGAAACAACAAAAAAAAAUGCUGCUGAUGCAUUGUGGCACUAUGAACUCAGUUGUCACCAUAACGAAUGAGAACAUAAUUGGUUCAGCAUCUGUUCUCAAGUAAUGUCAUGUCUUCAAUUUUUGUUGUAAAA